GGCCUGUUUUCAGCUAAGUCCAUAUCGUCGAGCCUCGCGCCUUUCACACAAGCAUGAGUCAGCGCAAGUCCAGCGGGUUUGAUACAGGAUCUCACCAGGCGCAGCGGAAGACAACGGCCAGGUUGAGCCAGGCAAUUGCGACCUUGGCUACGGCGGUCCAGGCUAGUGGCACAUGUACAGGUCCGGAUCACUGGAUACCAACGUCCGACAACCUCCGCUCCUACUGUACAUACCUGUCGCCCCGAGUCUUGAAAUUAUGUGGAACGUACUCGUCUCGCCGGAAGCUCGGGCCGCAGGUCAAGCAUUGCCGACGAGGACAGCGUCGAAGACAAGGGCGACGCUGCGCACGACGAGAAAGAUUCGAACCCCUUGUCAUCGAGCCAUCUGAAGCCGAAGACGGUACUGCACACUGCGAAGAACGGCCCCUUACCACCGACCUAUCCAAUCGCAUACCCAUAGAAGUCUUUGAAAAUGUCAUCGAACACAUGAACCAGCGCACGCUCUGCAACUCUGCGUUGGUUUGUCAGGCAUGGAACCCUCGUGCCAGUUGUAUUCUCUACCUCACCGUCAUCAUCAAUUCGCGCGCGGGCUACGACUUGUUGGUGAGGCAGCUACGCACGUCGCCCGUGUCCAGCGAUGGCUGCAGUCCACACACGAAGUAGCGCUCGGGGAAUUUGGACCGACUCAGGAUCCCCUUCCUAGACCCCUUCCCCUGGUCUUCGGCAUGCGUGCCCUGCCUGCAGGUGCUCAAUAUCGGUACAUUCUGCGCCCAAUAUGCAUCCGACUUUCCAUAUGCCCUGCGUCAGCUCCAGCACAUCGUGUCGUUGCGUCUGCAUCAUAUCGAACUGAGCAACGUUGUCCAGUUGCGCCGAUCGUCUGGCGUUCAUUGUCUGAAGAGCUUGCUUUGGACGACGUGCUACUCGUCCAGCCACAGCCACCACCGUCGGUGGUGCAGGCUCCAAGACGACCCUUUCCGAGGUCCCUGCGAUGUCCGGCUCAAGCGAUUCCGGUCGCAGCAGACUCCGAGAAUACAUCAAGACGUUCGACGGAU
Molecule: messenger RNA, 1051 nt
Organism: Fomitopsis serialis
Lineage: Eukaryota; Fungi; Basidiomycota; Agaricomycetes; Polyporales; Fomitopsidaceae
Exons: 3
Coding region: 54-662 (202 amino acids)
Molecular function (GO): protein binding
Source: RefSeq, a predicted model, not a curated record